Molecule: messenger RNA, 5084 nt
Organism: Myxozyma melibiosi
Lineage: Eukaryota; Fungi; Ascomycota; Lipomycetes; Lipomycetales; Lipomycetaceae
Product: putative death-receptor fusion protein-domain-containing protein
Exons: 4
Coding region: 118-5070 (1650 amino acids)
Biological process (GO): tRNA methylation
Cellular component (GO): cytosol
Source: RefSeq, a predicted model, not a curated record
CGUUGUUUGCGCUUUGAUCAUGAAAGCGCUCAGAAGUGAUCAGCUCAAAGAACAAACUGCUGCAGGAAUACCUCAGUAGUUUAUGUACUAUAUGCUAUCCGGUUUCCGAAAGACAUAAUGGCUGAUACAGUUGCUAAAGUUUUGCAAUUGGGGCUCAGUGAAUCAGGACUUGCGGAUGCUGAUUUGCGUGUCGUUCGACAAUAUAUCGUGGGCACGAAGGCUGAAGGGUUCCUGACCGAAGAUCCCAAUUCACCUACGUCCUUGUCUGCGAUCUAUCCGAUUUUAUUGAAAUCACUUCUUCAGUCUCCAGGUUUAGGAGAUUAUCGAACGAUCGCUUGCGAUACGCUUUCUGUCUGGUUGCAGCGCACCAUUCAAUGUUGCUCCUUGUCUCCGAGCUUCGCUGAUUCCCUCAAAUCAUCCUCAUCCGCUGGCUCAGUUGAAGAUGCGGACGCUGUUUUUGACUUCGUAUGCAACUACUGGACCGACUCAGGGGCCGCUCUUGGGAACGCUCUUCGCGAACUAUUGACGAAAUUGAUCCUGUUUUUGGAAAAAAUAUGGACUCCAGAAGAAUAUCGGGAUCGCUUAGCGAAGUGGGCUGUUAUAAUACUCAGAUAUCCUCGCUCUAUGAGGGUGGUAUAUUUUACAAUCGAAAUUCUUGCCCGCCAACUUGGAGGAUCUGUCAUUAUGCAGUCUGAGCCGCGGCUAAUAAAAGAAUCGCUAUUACUCAUCUACAGCAAUGCACUCGCAAAUCCCAUUGGAAAAAUGAUCAACGCAAUUCUUACUACGAUCCUCAAGGAGAAGUUGGGCGCAGCUACAAAGUCAGCAGGACGAUCUUUGACAGCUAAUGAGGCACAGCAAGUAGAGAAUGACUGGCUUUCUCUAUGGAGCGAAGAUGUUAUUGAAGCUAUACGGAAUGACGACCUGAGACCGCACAUCCAGACAUAUCUGCUUCCGAAUCUUUUCAAAGCGUCCCCUUUCGGUUUCAAAAUAUUCAUCCAAAAGUUGCAGAGCGGAAAAUUCUCUCUGAGAUCUGAAAAAGAUAUCACGUUGUUGAUCGGCUGUCUUAAAAUUGGACAGGACUUGUCCAUUUUAGACUCUACGGAGAAUUCCUCAGCCGGCGGUCCCCCGAUCGUAUCGUCCGACUUUUUACGAACACUUCUGCAUCAUUCAUCAGACGAUCUUCGAAUUGGUGGUCUUUCUCUUGCUGUCUCGUCUCCACAAGCCUCGAAGCCUAUUUCGAGCACGAUUCUAAAGGUGCUCUUUGAGUCCAUGGAUGACUUGGUAUUAGAGUCAGAUCCAGAAUUUCGGAACCGGGUGUACGGUUUUCUUCGUCAAAUGGUUACCCGACUUCGUGAUUCCUCUUACGCCAUGAAAAGGGAGAGAGUCAAACUAGCAAAGAAGCCCAAAACUGAGCAAAGAAUUGCAGAACUGGAUGCAAAUAUUGAAUUUAACAAGAAAUUCCUCGAGAGGUAUUUGGCAUAUUUGCAGCAGCUGUUGCGUCCCGGAUCGUCAUACCAGAGGAUGCAUAUGAGCUUGAAACUGCUCCAAACUCUUAUUCGCUCUGGGCUCGAUAAUAGGGUCGAAAGCAAAUGGCAUGAGAAGAAUCACAUAGAUUUUACUUUCCAUGUCCCAGUUUAUUCCGCUAUCACUAUCAGACUAUUGCUGGAUAAUUUUGUCAACAACUAUGAAGACAUCAGAGAGACGUCUAGCACUUUGCUAAAGAUGGCUCCUCUCUCUGCACUAUUUGAGGGCAUCGAUGAUAUUGAAAUAGUUAGAGAGAUUGUUGACGGGUACGCAGACAAGGGAAUAUACAUGAUCUCCGGUCUCCGCGGUCGCGAAGGUGACGGAGGAGCUCGUAUUCUUGACUUCUGUUUCUAUCUGUAUAAGGAAAUUGGUGAUCACUCGUCGGCUGAUCUCGAAAUCCAGUUUUUGGAGUCGCUCGUGAGCAAAUUGGAAGAAGCUGUCAAGCAAGGAAAGGACAAUCUAUCUCUAGCCGUCAAAGAUUUUCCUCUGCAUGGCUACUUCACUAGUUUGAAGCUUAUUUUCGAACAGAUCGGUUUUGCAGAACCGUUGUCUUCUGAAAAGGAAUCACGGUUGACGAAGAUAUCUGAACGGAUACUCUCCGUAGUCCAUUCGAUGUGGGGAGUGGUCGAGAAGAUUCUUUGCCACGAUUCUCCCGAAGGAAACAUGCCUGAGGAAAUUGAGGAGAAUUACCUGGUCAGCUUGGAGGAAGUAUACGGACCUGCAACUCAAGUGAUCUUGAGCUAUGCCUGGCGUGCUAUAGGAGAGUCUAGCGGAUUGUUGACUGUUCUUCUCUCUGUCAUUCCUCUGGACUCUUCGAUUAUAGCGGCGGAGAACAUCUCCGAUCUUGGAGACUUGUUAUUGACCGAGCUAGCGACAAUCAGGCAUCGUGGAGCAUUUUCCUCUGUCUAUCCUACGUUUGUAGCUUGUUGUUCACGCUGCAAUCGGUCUAACGAUAUCGUGUUGCGUGAACUUCCAAAGAAAUGGCUGGAUGAUCAUAUGCAGCUUAUUCAAGAGAAGUCUCAGUAUAUUACCCGAAGAUCCGGCGGGCUUCCGUUUCUGGUAGCAGCAGUGUUGACCGCUGAGACGGAUGCCAGUAAGCGUCCGCUGCUGCAUGAAACGUUCACAAGACUUUCAACCAUCGCCAAGCUGCCGCCCACGAUUUCUGAUGAAACUGAAAAGAUGGACCUCCCUCAGGUGCACGCUCUAAAUUGCAUCAAAUCGAUAUUCGUUGAGACUCGCCUUUCAGCUGCCUCGGCUUUCUAUGUCGACCAGGCUCUCGCUAUGGCGAUCGAUGCGUUUGCUAGCAGCGUAUGGUCAAUUCGAAACUGCGGUGUCAUGCUUUUUGCUGCGUUACAGACUAGAUUGUUUGGCAGUCGAAAGUAUACAGACUCAAGACUGACGGUGGGAACGAUGUCUGCUCGCUUGUUCUUCAGCAGAUUUAAAGAUAUCAAAGGAGUGCUGUUGAAUCAUCUGCAGGAGCAUGUGGAUCACUUAGACGGGGGAAGCGCACAGACACAUAUUGAGACUGUUUAUCCGGUUUUAUCACUUCUAUCGCGCUUGGAAAGUACUGACGGCUAUGAUGGACUUGACGCUUUUGCGCCCUACAUCAUGAAAUGCUUGUCCAGCCGGAUCUGGAAGAUUCGCGAAAUGGCAGCACGCGCCGUGCAAGCCUUGAUUAGCUACGAUGCAUGGGAGACCUCGUUUUGCCGUUUUCUAUCGGAGGUGGACGUCAGGACCGACAAUAACGGAUCGCAUGGUCGUCUGUUAGCUUUGGAGUCAUUGCUCGCAGGGCUAGCAGCAAGAGCUAGUCAACCUCCUAUCCCAAAAGCUGCGCUUGACUUGCUGGUCGAGCGAUUCGACGAAAUCUCCUCGUGUGAGUGUGCACCUGUCGCGUUGACUUUCUUGAGAGUGGUCAAAGCCGCUUGUGAGCAUGCUAGGGUGGAUGAGGACGACGAAGGAAGCCUAGAAGAGCUUCAGGAGAAGCUCAAUGAGUAUCUUGACGAUAACGACUACUCACAGAGCAUUCCGCAUCCUGGAUCAAGAAUGUUGCAGGGGCAAAAGACUACUUACUAUAUCGGCAAGAUAGUGGACGAUUUGGUGGAAGGUGAGAUUGCGGAAAACUCUGCUGUCAAGCAGAUCAUGUCGUGCUUGAAUUCAGUGGAAUAUGACGUGCAGUUAGCGGCGCUGAAGGUCUUGCUAGCUGGAAAGUUCCUCUCUAAGGAUUCCGAGAUUUCUGGUACCGUGUACGUCAAGCUGUUACCGGAGGUGUGGCAGUGGAUAUCCGACAAAGAUGAGACUGAAGACGAUAGCAGCAGUGGCUUGUGGAGUCAGCUCAAGGCACCGGCGAUCAGACUGUUCAGCGCAGUGCGUGAACUUGCAGAAGAAUCAAAGAGUACUAAGAAGAAGGCUACUAAGAAGACAGGACUUCCAUCGGCUGAUACAAUUUGGCAAUGGAUCUUCAAGGCAAUUGAGAGCGAUGUUGAGGACUCCAAUUCAGUAUCGGAGGCUUCUCUGGAAGCUCUAGGGACUCUUUCGGUUUCUCUUGCAGAUAACGAGGGAGUAUUCGAGAAAUGGUACCUGCAGGUUGUCCAGUUUAGCGACGACAAUUCGCCUUUCUCGAACCGCAACUCAGCCCUGAAGUCUCUGAUCAAUUUUGUGGAGGGUAUGAGCAUAAAGUAUAGUGAAGGAUUGCCAGAAGAGAAUAUCAACGGCGACGAUGGAGAGCCAGACCUCUCUCCCACUUAUCAGCUUAGAACUACGCUGAUGCAUUUGCACGACUUCCUCAAUGACGAUGAUGACGAACUUCGCGAGAUUGCGACCAAAUAUAUCUGCUGCUCUCCAUAUCUGCUUAACACGCCUCACGUGAUGACUACGAUUCAGACAAGCCGAAUGUUUGCUAAUUAUAUUGUGGACAAAUUCAGUGCGACAGCUGAGGGCUCGGUCCUAGCCGCUGCUCUGGCCCGCAGACUUGUGAGCGGCUCGCAGGCACGUUCAACCCUGUCUUCGGCUGAGCAGUAUAUGCUUGAUGGUGCGGAGGCUGUUGAGCAAUUUUAUGAAGCGACGCAGGAGGAGACGGCCCUUUUCGUGAUUGAGAAGCAAAACCUGUACAGAAACGAAGUCUCUGAAUGCGAACUCUGGGCGUACAUGUUUACGAGGUUGGCCAGGUCUAGGAAUGGAGAGGUCGGACAAAUGAAAGGUCUGGUUGUGCGUGCCAUGAUGCAUUAUCUGUAUGUGUGGGUAAUGACAGCAUGUGGCGCUGACAUGGGACCUCAGAAAAAGGACGCAGAACAAGGUUCCGAGACUGCAGAAUUGGAGGACAUGCCCAGUUUGGUUGAGGCUAUCAAAGAAAUGGGGAUGGAUGGUCCUCUGGGCUGGAGUUGUAGGAUGGACACUGUGUUUUUGAUUGGCAGACGCAUUGAAGCGAUAUGCAAGGUGCUUAUGGUGUCAGGCGAAGGAGUGCUACAGACAGGCAAAAUUGAAGAAGCCCUGCGAGGUCUAAGAGGAGUGGCAGAGGAACUGGAUCUGCAUCCUCUCUGGCUUGAGUGAAAGGCCGUUUGUAA